Prorocentrum cordatum is the source of this 982-nucleotide messenger RNA. The record is from the annotation of a GenBank genome assembly. NCBI's taxonomy places the organism in Eukaryota, Dinophyceae, Prorocentrales, Prorocentraceae.
GGGUGUCGAUCUGCUGCGUGCAGCUGGUUUCGGCCCCGCCGCGGGCAGCCUCCCUCGACGCAAUGGCGCCUCCGGCGCCCGCUGCCGUUGUUGGUGGAGCUGCCGUUGUUGGUGGUAGGACUCAGCGAUGCUCCACAGCGACGCUCGCUCAGUCAGCCGACGGUCGUCGCUGCGCAGUUGGUCCAUCCAAGCGGCGCUGUCGCCUCGGCGCGGGCAGCACACCGCCAGCAUCACCUGCACGCCGUGGCCAGUUUAAGAGCGAGUCGCGAGGAUUUCGUUGCCGAUUUUUUUGGGGGGCGUACCGUUCAACCCUUUAGGGCAGCCCAGCGUUGUCAAAUGUUGCGCAGCAGUUGCACGACGACGGUGGGCGCACCCUUCCAGAUAAGUUCCAAGGGAGUCCAACACGGCCCCAGAUGGCUUCCAAACGGCCCAAGGCGCCCCAGGGAGCACAACAUAAUAUGAUGCAGCAUCGGAACCGGCGCAGUUUUGGCACGGUUCCGGCCGCGGCUCAGGCUCGUCACGGGUCCGAUGCGGCCCGCGGCGCGCAGUCCACCGAAGAUGCAGCAGAAUGCCAUGGUAGCAAAGCUUGCCCCGAGCCGGUGCUUCCCGCGCCGCGGCGGCGCCGCGGGUCCUGACGGGAGGUGCGCGGCGGGAGGGCAGGAGGCACCAGGGCGGCAGUUUUUUUCGACGGCGAGCCCGAGGGGGAAAGGUCCGAGCCACCUCUCCGAACCACCUUGCGGGCAAGAUGUUUCUCCACUCUGCCAGGUCGCACGUACGACUCCAGCCGCAGACAUGUAUGCUUGUGGGAUGGUUUCCUCUGUGUGCAAGCUGUAGUUCGGUUCGAGCGCAGCUCUGACGGACGCAUCCACAUGGCGAAUUUUCCGACGCUCCGGCGCAGCACGAUGCUUAACUGGCGCUGCUGUGCAUCUUGGCGUUCUUGACCCACGUGCGUGCCUCGCGACUUGUGCUUUAGCAAAACGAA